GAACCAACUUUUGGGGAAGUAGCUUUGGGACUAUAUUUGCCUGCGCACCCACAGAGAGAGCAUGGCAUUGAAAUGUUUGUAGAGAGUUCGGUUGGUUCUCUCAUUUAUUCCUGGAAAAGGACACUAUGAUUACAGCUCCUGAUCACUCAAAGACGCAACUGGGAAACAUUCGUGCUGAGCUGAUCCACCGGGAUGCCGACAGUGAAGGAAAAGGAGGACAACAUCUAUAUUUGAAUCACUCCCCUCCUCAUUCACAAUCCCUCAUCCGCAGCUUACUUUGGAAACGCCUCACAACACAAUAUUGAAUACUGUACAGCACCUGCACUCCUCUUCCCCUGCCUCCUGCCUCCUCUGCUUUGAUCUGGCAGCCCACUUUUUAAAGGAAGAGAAGUUCAGUAGCAGCCCCAGGGCUUUAGUCCUGUCGAACCCUGACCACUGACACACUGUCCCCCCUUUAUACCACCCCUUCUCUUUCCUCUCCUCUCCCUGCCAUGUCCAACGACACCAGCCUUCUCAGUGUCUGGGAGGCCCCCGAUUGGGUAGACACCUCUCAGUGCCCGCCCUCGGUAGGUGGGGCGACUUUCUUGAUCAUAGCAUACAGCGCUGUCAUAGCAAUCGGUUUGCUGGGCAAUGCAGGCCUGGUGUUCAUCAUCGGCCGGCAACAGGAGUUGCGUAACGUCACAAACAUCCUGAUCGCCAACCUGUCGUGCUCUGACAUCCUCAUGUGCGUGGUGUGUCUGCCUGUUACCGUCAUAUACACACUGAUGGACCGCUGGGUGCUGGGAGAGGCCCUGUGUAAGGUGACUCCCUUUGUUCAGUGCAUGUCAGUGACAGUCUCUGUCUUCUCCUUGGUGCUGAUUGCUCUGGAGCGUCACCAGCUGAUCCUGCAUCCUACCGGCUGGUCUCCCGCCGCCGGACACUCCUACCUGGCCGUAGGGCUGACGUGGCUGGUCGCUUGCUUCAUCUCGCUGCCCUUCCUCUCCUUCAACAUCCUUACUAACGACCCCUUCCAGAACAUCAGCCUGCCCGCCAACCCCUUCAGGGACCAUUUGAUCUGCAUGGAGCUGUGGCCCUCAGAUAAGCAUCGUCUUGCCUACACGACCUCGCUGCUGGUCUUCCAGUACUGCCUGCCACUUCUGCUGGUGCUCCUCUGCUACCUCAGGAUCUUCUUACGCCUGAGACGACGCAGGGACAUGCUGGAGCGAAGCAGGAGGACUCGGGGAGCCCAGAGGAUUAACGUCAUGCUGUUAGCCAUCGUGAUUGCCUUCGCUCUGUGCUGGCUGCCGCUGAAUGUCUUCAACACGCUCUUUGACUGGCACCACCAGGUCCUGCCCGACUGCCAGCACGAUGCCAUCUUCUCCGCCUGCCACUUAACAGCGAUGGCCUCCACCUGCAUUAACCCCGUGGUGUACGGCUUCCUCAACAGCAACUUCCAGAGGGAGCUGAAGUCGACGCUGCAGCGCUGCCAGUGUGGCAACCGGGCAGCGGAGAGCUACGAGAGCUUCCCUCUCUCCACUGUGGGCAGCGAGGGCAUGACGAAAGCCACCUCCCUCAACAGGAUGGGAUCAGUGUGCGUUCCCUCACCCAGACCUGAGUUCAGCUCAACAAUACCAGCGAAAACAAUACCAGCUAACACUUAAUAAUGGGCACUACCAAACAUGCCUGACAAGUGGCUGGCAAGCAAAUGGCUUGUGAGUGGCUGACAGCUGGAACAAUGUGUAACAGACAGAAGAGCUGUCAGGGACCUCUGAGCAACUCAAGUACUGCUUACUUCAUUUCCAUUCAUUCCUGCAAGAGUAACACACCGUAUUUCACUCGGGCUGAAUGUUUCAGGGGCAGGAAAGGAUGCGGAUGGAUGCUGGCUAAUGUAGCUUCAAGUCCAGAACACGAGAAGCAAAAUCUUGUAAAGUUUAAGGGACAUGUAGAGAAAGCAGAAGAGCUGGAAGAACUGAUCGCUAUGGUAAGGCUGACUUGUUUUAAAAACAACAUCCAUGUAAAAGUGUCUUAAAUAUGGACUUGAUGUCAACAUACGUGAGAUUGUGCUAAAAGAUUAAGGCUAAAGUUAACAGGGUCCAGGUUAAAGAAGUCAAGUUGAUACAGAAGUCAUGAAAAUAAAGAAACAGCAUUGUUUGUGUGUUGCAGAUGUGUUACAUUACAGUGUGAAAAGAAAAAUGUAAGGACAAAUUCUGUAUUAUAAAGUAUAAUACAACACAUGUGUUAUAUGAACCUGUUUGGAUGCUAACUAUAGAAAACAGACUUGGAUAGGGUUGCCACCCGUCCCUUAAAAUAUGGAAUCGUCCCGUAUUUGAGAACUAAAUAGCGCGUCCCGUUUUGAAUCAAUACAGGACACGGUUUGUCCCGUAUUUCAGAGUUGUCUUUAAUGCAGCAUCCCAUGCAAAUCAUCCCACCUGCAUUCUGUGAAGACUUCUCCUUUUCCACCUCGCAUACUCGCUGCCAUUGUUGGUUUGAUUAAUCCCAUCAGAUUCAGAGCCAAUUGGAGUCAGAUAAGGGCGGGUCUCAUGGCAAGGAGUCGAGUUGAUGUACAUUAUGGACAUAAUGGUAUGAUUAGUCUUUUAAGGCUUUUAAUCUAAUAUGAGAUAAGAGAGAGAGGCUGUAGGCUGUUUAAUGCACAUUUAAUCAUCAAAAUACAGUGCCUAUGUGAUGAAUAUAAACAACUACAUGUUAUGCUUAAACAAUCUAUAGAAUUACAUGAUUCAAUACAAUAGAAUUAAUAAUAGGCAGACUAAAAACUGAAAAAAUAAAUACAUUAUUUAUGUGUGUUUUCAUUGUUUGGAUGGUAUUACUGCAAACAAUGACACAUACAGUAUUUUAGCCAAAAUCUGUGUUCACACCCCCCUUUACAAUUACUCAAGUUCUUUAGCUAUUUCUCAGCAAGAACAGGUGCUCUGUGGAGCUCAUUAGGAGAAAGAUUUUUCUGUUCAUAGUUUUACUGCAGUAGUUUAAAAGACAAACAGCUACUCAGUGCUGAAUGAGUAGUGUACUUCUGAUUAGAAAUGAUUUAUAAAAGGAAGUAGGCCUAACAUGCACCAAUACUGCACACAAGGCCUACUACUUCUAAUCCACUGAUUUUCAUUGUGUUUAUGGAAAAUCCUUUGCAAAAGUCUUCAAAUUGUAUCAAAGCAUUUGUUUUAGCCUAUUUGUAGUUAAUAAGUUAUGGAUAAUUUGAUUUAAUAAUUUAAUAACAUACAGUUCACAUCCUAUUUUUUUGUGCACUCACUGUCACACGUUGUUGGCCUAUGUUUAUUAUUGUCAUGGAGUGGAUCUUAAUACUCUCCUGAAAACAUGUUUUAACUUUUGAUAUACCACCACUGGCACGCCAUCGGGCCUGUCGUUGCCAGGCCCCCGAGGGGUGUGGCCCCCGCUCCGGCAGGCGUCCCUUAUUUUUCUGUAUUGAAGGUGGCAACCCUAUGUUUGGACAAAUAACACAGAGGUUACUUAUUUAGUUUCACGUACACAAAAGAAAAGGCUUUUGUGAUGAGGAAUAAUCGAUGUGUUCGGCAAAUGUAAUCUUGAAUAACAAGUUUGGUUGGAGUUGCUCACAUUAUUUUAAACUCUGAUGUAGCCUUCUUCCAUCCUGGACUGGCUCCCACACAGUGGAUGUCUGUAAUCCCACAUAAUAAUGUAGUUAGCAAGUGAUAUGCUAACGCUUAGCGUUGACCGUAACACUAGCUGGUUAGCCAGACAUGCUAACCUUUGCAGCUUACGUUAAAGCAGAUAAACACACUGUUUAUUUCAUUCUUUGUGUUUUUGCUUGUGUAUUUUUAUUUUUUUUAUAAAGGCGAUAAAAAAAGGCAUGACCUUCCAAAUUCUUACCGGAGCCAUGCCUGGUUAUGGACCAGAUGCUGAGCUAUAUUUGGGACAAUUGCUUUUUGGGGAUGGGGUUUAGCCAGAGGUCAAUUUUGAGCAUUGACUGACAACAAAAUGUAUGUAAUAGGAGUGAGACAAAACUCUCUAACUGUAAACGAAGAACUGAAACUGAAAGAAUGUCUAAAACAGUGAAAUACACGUGUUUUAUUUGUAAGUGUAAAUGAUUCAUCACUAUGAUAGUGAACACUGUUGAUAAGCAUGCCUUACUGAGCAUUUUUAAAGUGUGGUGGAGAUUAUUUGGUGCUUGAUUUAAACACGAUGGAAGUAAAUGAGGCUGCUUAACAUUAAUGUAUUAUAUGACUCAUACACUAUGAAGGUUUUCAUUACAAACCACUGAACAAGAGAAGAAUGUGCUACAAUGAGCAAUUAGCUUGAAUGGAUUUCUUACUAUUUUCAGUGGCUGAGUUACAAAUACAAUAAAGUAUAUGAGAGAUGUAGUUAUUAUUGAUGCCGCUCAGCCUUCCCUUUUUCUGAACGAGAUGUAGCGUUGUAGGAAUCUUCCAAAUACGGAGAACUCAGCACACAAUGAAUUAAAAAGAUGAAUUUUCACGA
Molecule: messenger RNA, 4440 nt
Organism: Micropterus salmoides (largemouth bass)
Lineage: Eukaryota; Metazoa; Chordata; Actinopteri; Centrarchiformes; Centrarchidae
Product: neuropeptide Y receptor type 1-like
Exons: 5
Coding region: 492-1640 (382 amino acids)
Biological process (GO): G protein-coupled receptor signaling pathway
Cellular component (GO): neuron projection; plasma membrane
Molecular function (GO): neuropeptide binding; neuropeptide Y receptor activity
Source: RefSeq, a predicted model, not a curated record